This is a messenger RNA of Dicentrarchus labrax (European seabass), 8161 nucleotides long. RefSeq names its product bromodomain adjacent to zinc finger domain protein 2B. The transcript is spliced from 38 exons. The coding region runs from base 220 to 6978 and encodes 2252 amino acids. Lineage: Eukaryota; Metazoa; Chordata; Actinopteri; Moronidae. The record is from RefSeq and is a predicted model, not a curated record. Gene Ontology annotation, molecular function: DNA binding; protein binding.
CUUCUUCUUCUUCUGGACUCUUGUUACUGAGCAAAUUCUCUCACUCAUCUCUUUUUGAACAUCCCGCAGAAAACACCGCAAGAAACUGGGAAGUAAAUUGGUGGUUUUGUUUUUGUUUUUUUUGUUUUGUUUUUUUUUAAAAAUAGGAACACACCGCGGAUUCUCGACGAUAAGGUGCAGAGCAGUGAUGUCACAGAACUGAGGACAGUCUCAUGCAAUAUGGAGUUUGGAGAGCGGCUGGCCUCCCCAUCAUCAGCCCCGUCCUCCCUUCACAUGGCCUCCUCUUCAGCUAGCUCCUCCCCUGCUCCACCCCAGACACCCUCCACCAAGUGCAGCAGCCCGUCGCCUAGCCCCGCAGGCAGCUCCCCUCUCACCACCUGUGGCCAUUUGCUCCAGAUAACGGGGGAUGAACGUUUGAGUAUGUCCGGCAAUGGUUUUCCUUUAGUCAGCCAUCCGGCUUUUGGGCUCUACACAUCAAGUUCAGGCCGCUCUGAGUUUGGAGGCCUAGGAAGUCUGGGUUUGUCUGCUUUGGCUGCUCACUCCCAGUUUGGUGCAUUUCCAGACUGGUGGCGGCCAUCUGAAGCACAUGCCAGAGGAGCAGCAGCCUUCUUCCCCCCUCUUCUGGGUCUGCAUCCUGUAUUUGCAUCAACCUUCAAGAGCCACGAUCCCAUUAACUUGCAGUCACGUAACUCAGUUUCUGUAGGCGUAAAUGGAACAGUGAAUGGUAGGAGUGCCUCUUCUCCUACUGGGAAGUCUGCUGUGAACACCAGUUCAUUUCCACCAACGGGAAACACGGAGAAAACUAAAGCUAACAGUAGUCGGACUCUAAAGAGCAGCCAAGACCUGCACCAACUGCACCAGAAGAACAUUCAGAAAACAAUUGAAAAGAAACCCACCAAAAGACCACUAGAGACCUCUAGUGUGAGUGGCAGCCAAUCGGGAUCAUUGUCAGAUAGCUCCAGUGAUGGUGAGGGGAGCAGCACUGACCCUGAUGACAUGGAGGAGGAGGAAGAGGACAAUGAGGAAGAUGAGGAUGAUCGGAGCAAUGACAGUGAGGACACUGAUUCAGAAAAAGACAGUCAACGGAAAUGGAAAGUCAAGCGGCUGACACAGAACACUUCUGAGAGAAAAAAGAAGAGACCUUCCUCGGCCGAUCAAGACAAUCACCAUGACAUUGUUCCUUUGACUUCCGUUUACCGCCUCCAGUCCUCUUCUCAUCCAGCUGGCCUGCCACAGUCCACAGCACUGUUCCUUCAGAGCUCCAGGACCGCAGAGGAGGAAGGCCAGCAGCACAUCAGUGUCAUCCAGGCCACAGGGUUGGCAGCCAGCAACAGUCCUCUAGCACAGUCCCACAGGGAGGCCUCUCCUCUGCCCCCCAGGUCCUCACCCAACCCCAUCUCCUUCUCCAACUCACCAAAGCACCGCUCUCAUUCGUCCUCACCAAAGCAUAGCUCCUCUCCCAAACCUCUUGCUCUCUGUUCCCCUUUGAAGCCCCUGUCUCUGUGCUCCUCACCCAAUCCUCUCUCCCUCUCUUCUUUACCCAAACCACCAUCGCUUUUAGCGUCACAAAAGCCCCAACAUAAACCAAGAUUCUUGAUGCCCUCUCCAAAGCACACACAGCUUGUUGAUGGCAUGAAGGAGAGCAGCGCAAACCUUCCAGAUGCAAGAUUGCUACACUUGAACAGUCUUAAAUUGAAACAGCCCCUCCAUUCCAAGGACUCUGUGAAGCAAGCUUUCUCCCUGCGACCUAAGAGCCAGAACUGGUAUAAAAGUCAAAAAAAUUCAGCACCCUUUAAAUCGUUGCUGACUCCGCAUAAACUUUGGUCAGAUACGUUGAGCAGUCAUUUACUGUCUCUCCCACACAGCAUUGACACCAGCCUGUUGCUGAACCACCACCACCCUAAUGGAGCAAUCCACAACGCAGUUCAGGAUGCCCCCUUGGCCCUCAUCACCAAACCCCGCAGCCAGAGCAGUACCCCUGGUAGAAAGCCCCUCCUGGCAGCCACCAGCCCUCCGUAUCCCAUGCCCAUCAACUUGAGCACUGGCUCCAAGGAGAUGUCGGGCAGCUCCGCUACCCCGCUUAAAUCUUCUGCCUCAUCGGGUCUUGCUCACAGACCGAGCAAGACUAAGAGUCCCAGGUCUCUGCGAGCAGGGAAGAGCCUCUCUAAAACCAACUCAUCCUGUCCACCUGUCGACUUGGUCAGAAGCAGUGAGUCUGAUAUCCACAGCAGCAAGGACUCAGACGACUCUUUAGGAGAUGACUACGAUGACGACGACGAUGAAGAUGAUGAAGAUGAUAUUGAGGAUGACGAUUCUGGCAGUAGCCUUUCAGAGUCGGAGAGUAAUCUGGAGAGCGACUCUGAUGGCUCUGAGGAUGAUAUGAAGGAGCACGGCGAGACAGAAGCUGAUAGCGACACAGAGAGGACUCCUAAAGCGUCUUCUAACAAGUCCACCUCAAACCUCUCAGCCAACUGCUCCCUGCUUAACCUGCAGAUCAUCAAGCCUCCUAGUUUAUCUAAUAGUCUACUGAAUGCCACCACAGGGGCACUGAGUAACCACCGCACCCUAUCACCAUCCUUCACAUUUGCCACACUGCCAGGAUCAGGGAAAAGGAGGAGAGUAACAGAUGAGCGAGUUCUGCGGUUGCCUCUAGAGUUUGGGUGGCAGAGAGAGACCCGAAUCCGGACUGUAGCAGGUCGUCUACAAGGAGAGGUAGCUUACUUUGCUCCAUGUGGGAAGAAGUUGCGUCAGUAUCCUGAUGUAAUGAAGUACUUACUCCGUAAUGGAAUAACUGAAAUCUCACGGGACAACUUCAGCUUCAGCACAAAAAUUAAAGUUGGUGACUUCUAUGAAGCCAGAGAAGGACCGGAGGGUUUACAGUGGUUCUUGCUGGCAGAGGAUGAGAUUGCUCCCAGUAUCAUAGCGAUGGAUGGGAGGCGCAGCCGUUGCACAAAGUCUGAGCACCAGCUGAUAGCUGAUGGCGCUGGGGCCAGACAAUGGAAAUCUCAUCCUCUUAAUAUUGGUGAAAAUAACUUCCAAGAUGCCAAUGAUGCCAAGCUACUACGCAAACUGGAGGCUCAAGAAAUAGCUCGCCAGGCAGCUCAGAUCAAAAUGAUGAGAAAACUCGAGAAGCAGGCCAUGGCUCAAGCAGCCAAAGAGGCCAGGAAGCAACAAGCAAUAAUGGCUGCAGAGGAGAGGCGGAAAAAGAGGGAGCAGAUGAAGAUUCUCAAACAGCAAGAGAAGAUCAAGCGCAUUCAGCAAAUUCGUAUGGAGAAAGAACUCCGUGCACAGCAAAUUCUCGAGGCGAAAAGAAGGAAAAAAGAAGAAGCAGCCAAUGCCAAAAUAUUGGAGGCUGAGAAGCGAAAUAAGGAGAAGGAGAUGCGCAGACUUCAAGCUGUCAUACUGAAGCACCAGGAGUUGGAGAGGCAUAGACUAGAUAUGGUAUGGGAGAGGGAAAGACGCAGGCAGCACAUGAUGCUCAUGAAGGCUGUGGAGGCCCGUAAGAAGGCAGAGGAGAAAGAGCGUCUGAAGAAAGAGAAGAAGGAUGAGAAACGGUUAAACAAGGAGAGGAAACUGGAGCUUAGAAGACUGGAACUGGAAAAAGCAAAGGAGCUUAAGAAGCCAAAUGAAGACAUGUGUUUAGCAGAUCAUAAGCCACUUCCAGAGUUGUCCCGGAUCUCUGGUCUGGUCUUACCAGGAAGUACCUUCUCUGACUGCCUAAUGGUGCUGCAGUUUCUUCGCAGCUUUGGGAAAGUCCUGAAGUUAGACCUAAAUCCCCACAUGCUUAACUUAAGUGACCUUCAAGAGGGGUUGCUCAACAUAGGAGACAGUAUGGGCAAGGUGCAGGACCUGCUGGUGAGCAUGCUCUCUGCAGCUGUGUGUGAUCCUGGAAUACCUGCAGGUCACAAGAAUAAGACCGCCUUGGGGGACCACCUAACUAAUGUGGGGAUCAACCGAGACAAUGUGUCUGAAAUCCUGCAAAUCUACAUGAAGGGUCACUGUGAGCACACAGAGCUGGCUGCUCUGGCCCUCAGUCUGAGGACCAAGGACUUUCAGGCCCACAGCCCUUCACAGAAAGCCUCCAUGCUAGCAUUCCUGGUUAAUGAGCUCUGCUGCAGUAAGGCUGUGAUUAGUGAGAUCGACAAAAACAUAGAUCACAUGACCAACCUGAGGAAGGAUAAGUGGGUUGUCGAGGGGAAGCUUCGCAAACUGAGGAGCAUCCAUGCCAAGAAGACAGGGAAGAGGGACAGCAGUGCAGGAGGAGAGGACAACCACACCUUUGUCAUCCCCACCGCCAGAAACAAAUGCAAGAGGAAAGAAGGAGACAGUGAGGAAGACGAGGAUGAGGAUGAUGACAGUGAAGACCAAGGAGAUGAUGACGAUGAGGAGGAAGAAGAUUUGGUGGGAAAAAAGGGAAAGAAAGCAGAAAUAUGUGAAGAAGAGGAUGACAGUGUACACUCGGCCAGCAUGGAGGAGCUGGAGAAACAAAUAGAGAAAACAUACAAGCAACAGAGUCAGAUCAGACAGAAGUUAUUUGACUCAUCUCAGUCACUGCGCUCCAUGAUAAUUGGACAGGAUCGCUACAAGAGACGUUACUGGGUCCUUCCACAGUGUGGCGGCAUCUUUGUGGAAGGCAUGGAGAGUGGUGAAGGUUUUGAAGAGGUGGAGAGAGAGAAGAAAAGACAGAGGACUGCCCAAGUGAUCAGAGUAAAAGAAGAGCAGCUAGAGGAGACAAUGAAGCCAGUGGUCUCCAGCCCGACACAGAGCACAGAUGGUGAUAUAACCACACCAGAGAGCCAGCAGGACAAAGACAGUCUCAAUCUCUUCCUCCAAAAACCUGGCUCCUUCUCUAAGCUUAGCAAACUGCUUGAAGUGGCCAAAAUGGCUCAAGAUUCAGAUAUCAAUUCUCACAACAGUCAUUCUGCUAAAGUCGCUACCACUGCUUCUUAUCCCACAUAUCCCACCUCUCAGACAGCCACUCCUCAACAGGGACUGAUAGAUAAAACAGAUACUUCAGUACCAUCUCUGCUCAAAAGCAGUCCCUGGAUAACCUGCAGCCCUCAGUCGAUCCUUCACGACGACCAGCUCAAGAUAAUGACAGAAAAGAGCAACCAGUGGUUUAGCCUCUUUCCUCGCUCUCCUUGUGACGAGUCCUCAGUCACCUCUGGCUCAAGCCCUCCAGCCUCCUCCUCUCCUCUGCAGACCAUCAGCACCAAAUCCCCCUCCUCCCUCUCCCCUAAUCCCCUUGCUUCAGCCAGCUCCAGCGCUCCUGCUGGGAUCAAUAACAUGCAUCUGUCUGUCCUUCAGCAAGUAAAGUCUGGCAUUCAUCAGAGCAGAUUGACACUGUGUGACAUGUCCAGCGCAGUGGCAAGUCCCAGCCUGCCCUUCUCUGGUGCUUCUCUACCCCCCAUGCUGGAUCUGGUCUCCCAGCAUGCAGAGGGUAACAGGAACAAGGUCUUCUUCCUGGCAAAUAACAACUAUGCCAACAAGAGUGAGACCCCAGAGCCCUUGAGUGACAAGUCCGCUUGUGGCUCAUCCCCUGCUGCGGAGGUGGCCAAGACCCAGGACUACCCUACUCCUCAGCCUAUCCCCGAGGAGAUGCUGUGUGGCUGGUGGAGAAUGUCAGACAUGGAGGAACUGCACCGUCUGGUCAAUGCCCUCAAUAGCCGAGGCAUCAGAGAGAAGGUCUUGCAGAAACAGAUACAAAAGCAUAUGGAGUACAUGACCCAGCUCUGCACUAACAGCAACGAUGCGAUUGAUGUGGCAGAGUUAGAGAAGCAGGAGGUGAGUGAGGAAACAGUGGAGAGUUGGUGCGUCGAGGAGCAGGCCAUGGAGGUGGACAUUAGCCUGCUGCAGCAGGUCGAGCAUCUGGAAAGGAAAGUCAUCUCUGCCAGCCUCCAGGUCAAGGGCUGGAUGCAUCCUGAGCCCCAGUCAGAGAGGGAGGAUCUGGUCUAUCAUGAGCACAAGCUCUUCUCUUAUUCUGCUCCAGAGAAGAAAGGACAGAGAGAAACCAGCCAGGAGGAACUUCCUGGCUCUGUGGUGCGGCGGCCCAACAAUCCCCUCGAUAUAGCUGUCAUCAGGCUGGCAGAGCUGGAAAGGAACAUCGAGCGAAGCAGUGAGGAGGAAGUGGCUCCGGGGAUGAGGUUGUGGCGUAAAGCCCUCGGUGAUGUCCGCAGCUCAGCUCAGCUGUCACUCUGCCUUCAGCAGCUGCAGAAAUCCAUUGUUUGGGAACGAUCCAUCAUGAAAGUGCACUGCCAGCUCUGUCAAAAGGGGGAUAAUGAAGAGCUGCUCUUACUCUGUGAUGGCUGUGACAAAGGCUGCCACACAUACUGCCAUAAACCCAAGAUCACUACAGUACCUGAUGGCGACUGGUUUUGUCUCACUUGUGUAGCGAAGGAAAGUGGUCAUUCCCCCCGGAGCAGGAGGCAACAGAGCCGAACAGCUGGAGGAGGGAAGAAAGGCAGUGAGGUAAAACGAAAUAGUAAGCCAUCUGCGGUAGGAGAGCUCAUCAAAGAAGAGGCUGCCAGCAGCAACAGCGUGCCAAAGAAAGGUACCAAGGAGUUCAAGAAGAGGAAAGGAGACGACAGCCCACCCGGCUCCCAGGCCAGGCAUGACAGCCCUGCCUCCUGUGCAAAAAAAGCCAAAUCGGCCAAAGACAGCAACACGAAUGGGCUGGCGAUGUGCCGAGUGCUGCUGGCUGAACUGGAAGCCCAUCAGGACGCUUGGCCCUUCCUCACACCGGUCAACCACAAAGCUGUCCCCGGGUACAGGAAAGUCAUCAAGAAGCCCAUGGAUUUCUCCACCAUCAGAGAAAAGCUCACCAACAACCAGUACUCAAAUUUGGAAACUUUCAUCAUUGACGUCAAUCUGGUUUUUGAGAACUGUGAAAGAUUUAACGAAGACGACUCAGAAAUCGGACGAGCCGGCCACAGAAUGAGGAGCUUUUUUGACAAACGAUGGACUGAACUGCUGAAAUAAAAUAAAAAUAAAUUCCAGUGUGGACUUUCUGCGCUACUCUCUACAUAUCAGACUUCAUCUUUAGUGUCUGAGGCCUUCUCUUCACCUGUGACACUAAAUCAAUACACAGUUAUAAUCACACUGAUGUGCAAUGGAUGUGAAAGGACACAUUUUCGUGCAGAGAAAAGACACUUCAUGGAUUAAUAUCUUAAAGUGCAAUAUUGUUUUCUUUAUCAAAAUGCACUGACUCUUGGACUCAAUAUUGUAUUUGGGAAACAAGGAUUUCCACUGUAGAUAGGUCAUUGGCUUUUGUUUUUUUAUCAACAGUACUUCAGCUUAGUGUAUAUGUGUGUAUUUAUUUUCUGAUGUAUUUAUGUUACAGUCAGUCUUUAGUAAGAAAAAGCAGGAAAUGGCACACAGCUUUAAAAAAAAUAAAAUCUAAAUAUUGUUUUAUGAAUUACUGAACAAGCCAAUCAAAACAAAAAAAUUGUUUACAGCUUUUUUGACAAUAGGGUGCCAGCAGUACUACUGUUCAUCAACAUUUCUGGGUUUAAUUGUGUGAAAUACAAAGAGGUAUCACUGUCACUAUUUACAAGUCCUGUUUCUAACAUGUACAGAGUGUACAGUACACAAAGUACAAUCUUGUUAAAAAUAUUACUAAUGCAUAAGGAUGAUUGUAGCACUUCAUAUGUCUCAUACUGUAUUUUGCCUGUGCUGAAUAUCCACUCAAAACACUGCGGUCUCCUCAGUAUUGUAGUGCCUGACCUCUGACCUCUAAACAGCCUGUGGAGGAGUGUGUGUUUUUGUAUUUUCAGUGUGUGUACUGUAUGUGUGUCCUGCACAAAUAUACUGUAGGAAAAACCCCCUCACACAAAAUGUAAAACUCUUUAGAGCUUUUCUUCUGAAAAGAAUUGAUGUGGUGCAUAUAGUGUGUUUCAUCUCCAAGCAUUUCCUUCAGCCAGAGUCUUGUCAGACAUCCCGUGGACAGACGUGAAACCUGCACUGGGUUUUAAUCCAGCUGGGAAUCAGACUGUGUCAUGGUCCACCAGCGGCGUCUCAAGACAGCUGAAGUCAGAAGACUUGAAGUAACUGUAUUUUAUUAUGAAUAUUGUGAAAUGAGUAGCAACUUUUGUGGGAAUAUUAUUUUUGAAUAGUGGGUGUGUGGCACAGAUAAAAUAAACCUGUUUUUUUUUUUUCAAAAUAA